GAGGCUGGAAAUGUGCGUAAAAACAAUGCAACAAUGAACAAGUCAUCCAUUCAUUUAUUUAUAUGAUGUCAAGUGACAAUAUCAUGAUGUUUCCUUACUGUGUAAUCACCAUCACAAGGCAAGCAAGCACCAAAAUGAAGAUAUGCAUGUGUUAAAACACAGAAAAGCCUUUUUUUUUAACAAAAUGGCACCAUGUUCUAAUUAAACAUGAAUCAGUCACAUACUUGAGUAUACACAAAGAAUGUCUAGAAUUGGUUUAUUUCAGCCUAAAAUAGUCGGAAAAUGCAAAAAAAAGAGAUGAGCUUGAAUUGGAGUUUAAAUGGAUUUACUCUGCACGUUUGUGCACCACGUUUUGAGAAAGUGUCAGCCUCCUAAAUUGUGAAAUGAAACAAGUUUUCUGAAAGUUGUCUUGCAUGCCAGGCUAGAAAGAAAGAGAGGACGGGAGUGCAGCAUGUUGCGUCUGGUCUAUACAAAGGUAAUGAAGUGAAUUGCGUCAGUGCAAGCCAGACUUGAAAUGCGCCUGAUAUAGCUGGCGGAUGAAAGUAGAGGCGCACUGUGGGGAGAGAGGAAAAAGUUCUCAACAAGGAGAGGCAGGACUACUCUUACGGAGCCCCUGCAGUCUCACUUUUUAUGCCUCUAAAAGACUUUCCCUGCCAUCCUUUUGCAUUUUUGCUCUGCAACACCGCUUUUACGUUUCCGAGAGAGAAAUCCUACUUUUUGACUUAAGUGAAAGCACCAGCACCAUGGAGCUGCUCUGCCUCGAAAUGGACACCACCAUACGAGCUCGUCCCGAUCCGAAUCUCCUGUGCGAUGACAGAGUCCUGCAGAGCUUGUUGACCAUAGAGGAGAGGUUUCUACCCCAAUAUUCCUAUUUCAAAGGCGUCCAGAAAGAUAUUCAGCCGUUUAUGAGGAGGAUGGUCGCUUCUUGGAUGUUGGAGGUGUGUGAGGAGCAGAAGUGCGAGGAAGAAGUUUUUCCCCUGGCCAUGAACUACUUAGACAGAUUUUUAGCCGUGGUACCCACCAAAAAGUGUAACCUGCAGCUGCUGGGAGCAGUGUGCAUGUUUCUUGCAUCCAAAUUGAAAGAGACUCGUCCAUUAACCGCAGAGAAGCUUUGCAUCUACACAGAUAACUCCAUCAGACCACAAGAGCUGCUGGAAUGGGAACUGGUGGUGUUGGGGAAAUUGAAGUGGAACUUGGCAGCAGUAACGCCGAACGACUUCAUCGAGCACAUUGUGAGGAGGCUGCCGCUGCCUGAGGAAAAGUUGGCACUUAUACGCAAACAUGUCCAGACCUUCAUUGCCCUUUGUGCCACAGAUUUCAGAUUCGCCAUGUACCCUCCCUCCAUGAUUGCCACAGGAAGUGUGGGGGCAGCGAUCUGCGGCCUACAGCUGGAUUCAGCUGACCAGUCACAGUGGGGCGACAGUCUGACAGACCUGCUGGCCAAAAUCACAAAUACAGAAGUGGAUGUUCUUAAAGAAUGCCAGGAGCAGAUUGAGCGCGUGUUGGAGAGCAGCCUGCGCGAAGGGCGGCAGCAGCAACAGCAACAGCAGCAGACUCAUAGAGGCCCCAGCGGGAAAGGCCUGGACGAGCUGGAUCAGUCCUCCACCCCAACAGACGUCCGUGAUGUCAACUUGUGAACCACCAGAGGGCAUCAUUGCACAGGAUUUACAAAUAUUAAAAAAAAAAAAAAAGCAUCAUGAAAAAAACCUCAAUUUUCUUAAAAGCAGAAAAAAAGAACAAAAGAACAAAAAAUGUUAAAAACACAAGCCCUUUAAAAGAUUAAGAACAAUGCUUGCUAGUUUUUUUGUAGAUUUUCUGUUCUUCAAGUCAAAAACACCUGCCCACGAAAUAGAUUUUCUAUGAUGUUCUAGUCUAAAAGCAAGAAAUUUGACAUAAUGAAGCUCUGUGGUGCCUUGGAUAUACAGAAGGGAAGCCAAUCAUAUUUGCAUUCUGCCUCUGAUUGUAUAGUAUGAUCUGUAAGUUAUAUUUUAACCAUAGCUUAAUAAUGAGGCUGUUAUGCUAGAAAUUGUGGAAACCAUUCAAAAAGUUGCAUACAUGGGAUCACAGUGGCGCUUCAUUGUUUUUUUUCCCCCUCUGUUUUGUGUUAUAUGAAUAUUAUCACUAUUACAUUCGUAGCUGGUGUAAGAGAGGACACAUAUUCGACCAUCACAGGUCCAUGUGUGUGUCGAGACAGACAGAGGAAGCCGUGAGAACAUUAUGCUAAAAGUUGGUGGGUCCCAAUUCCAGGGGAGAGACAGAAUGAUAAUAAUUAUUAGUAGUAUUAGUAAUUAUUAUUAUUAAUAUUAUUAUUGGACAUAUUUUGGAACUGAGUAGUAGAGAUCAAUAAGCUCCUUUUGUCAGGCUGCUUGUGUGUGUCAGUUUGAGGGUGCAAGUGUGCAAACGUGUAAGUAUACCAGUUUGCAUGCAUGCCUGUGUGUGUGUGUGUGUGUGUGUGUGUGUGUGUGUGUGUUGUGUGAAUGCUACAUGUGACCCUGUAUCUAUAUUCGCAGUGUGCAUUCUAUGGCGUGAGGCACUUGAGCAAAGUCGUAGACUUACGCUCUAUGUUAAAAGACUAUGGAGCAAGCCGGGGCUACACACACUUUGUCCAUCAGUAUAACAGGGCAUCUAUGCUAUAUCACUGCCUCCAUGCAUUAAUAAUGCAUCAUGGUUCAUUGUUGGCCAACAAUAAACCCAUGUGCAUGGACUAUGAGUGAGACAGAAACAGAUUUAGCGAAGGAGGAUUCGGGCGAAGGGACUUUCCCUUUAGAGCCCCUUUUAUUUCUAAGAGCAUUUUUCCUGAGGUGUUUCACCUCAGACUCAGAGGUCAUGUGAGGUGUUUGUUUAUUACUGCCAUUUGGUUAAUGAAAUAUUACAGAUGCUUCGUUCUUUUUCACAUUGUUACAAUAUGGUGUUUCCUUAGUUGUGAAAGGCUGCUUCGAGUCUGGACAGAGUAGUAAUGACCUCUCACGUGUGCAGGCAUGUAUGGCACAUGUGAAAACAGGAGAGGACAAUGUCUUGAGGAAAGUAAGGCUAUGCUUUUUAAAGUCUAGAGGAUGUUAGUCACCUCUGUGUUAAUUAGCAGGGAGGAAACAGGGUGGGGCGUGGAAAGAAUAAGAGAGACAGGGACAGUUUGCAACUAAGAUGUCACUGUGGAACUGUGGAAGGCAUGUGAGUGCACAGCACAGGUUGGUAGGACAGAGAGCAUUUUAGUGGUGCAGGAGCAUGCUGCUGUGUAGGAGACAAGGAGGAUUUACAGCCAAUGGCUAGAAGAUGAUAACAAACAAAAGACGCCCAAAGGCCUCAUGAUAAAAGUUUGAUAUCUGCAUAUUUGGAUGGAAUUAACAUGAAUUUGUCAUAAUGGAUGUCUACGAUGACACAGCUAAGUGAACAAAAGAAAAAAAAAAAACUUUCUGGGUUUCCAUUUACAUGGAAAUUAAAUGAGGAACUAAAACCGUAUGGUGCCAGAUCAUGUGAGCAUGAACUUUCUUGGGGGGUGGGGUUAGAGGAGUACAGGAUGAUGAUAUACUGUCAAUGCAUCUGGAGUCCCACAUAGGGUUGUUUUCAGCUCCCCUAUAUGAUUUCAAUGGCAAAGCACUUUGAGAACAUGCUCCCCAGGAGAUGAGUCAAAUGAAAUGCGUUGGGUGGUGAUUGGAGGUGAAUGGAUGUUUCCUUUUUUUCCUUGUUAGCCUUUUCUUUGGUUUACUUUUUUAGGGCUGGUUUCCCAAUCAUCAGACAUACCCUUGUCAAGCAAGAGUCAAAUUAAAGGGUUUUCCACAACUUUUGAUGAGAGGACAUUCCGAUCAAAAAACAAAAAACAAAAAAACAAAUAAUAAUAAUUAAAAAAACAAAAACAUUCCUAUUCAAACAAAGUGCAAGUUGAUGGGGAGUUCAGAGAAUUUGUACAAAUAGAAAAUGCCAUUAUGAAUUGAAAAAUGUCUACACAGAGUUCACUGAUCCUUGGGUUCUGUUUGAUUUUCUUUUAUAUUGUCAAGAAAUGAAAUAUUUGUUUUUACUUGAAUUUUUCUUCAUAUUUAUCUGCAUCACAGCCACAGAUAGUCACACAGGGCAGCAAUGAGCUACAAGAAAAGGUGGUUGUAACAUCCAAUAUUUGCACAUGUUCUUCGGAGGGCAAUGAGGUUUGCAUUUUUAAGACAGAGCAGAGCUUUUAUUUCGAACCACCUUAACCAAUGUGUGUUGCAGUGGUUGGUCAGUUUUUCAUGGUGCUGGCUUGUGUAGUUCAGGCCGAUUGUCUGUCAGUGAACACAUCUGUCCCCUGUGAGCUUUGCUGCUUCAAAUCAUUGGCAAGGGGGUUCAUCAACCAGACAGACAUCAGCACAGAACAAGAGACAGAUGAUUUUUGUUUUGUUUCCUUUUGUUUUUUUAACGGGACACAUGGCUUUGCCACAGUAAGGUGUCUUUGACUUAAUGCUUGAGUUUUGUUUGUUUUUUCUUCAUGAUGGUAUGUGACUUUGCUGCGUGUAUGUUUGUCAGACUGAAGAAAAAUGUUGGGAUCUAAUGGUUUUUUUUCAGUAAAACUGGGCAAUUUAAUGACACAUUUGCCAAAACAUCCCCGUCUGAAUAUUUGAUAUGACCCCUUCAUUUUGCCUCGGCCUGAUGUAAGCUCUCUCCCAAACUUAAUGGUUGUGAUUUUCUUUUCCUGCAAUUUAUUGUUGCAUGUGUUAUAUAUAUUGAGACCACAUUUUCAAUUUGUGUUUGGUAUAUUUUAUGGGGUGACCAGACCCGCAAAAGGGUUUUUCUAAGAUUUAGAGAUACUGUAUUCCAAAGUGAAGAGAGGACAGAGGAGGAGGUGUGAAGACAUCAAGAAAAAAGUGUCAAUAUUUUUAUUGAGUUAUUGUUGUCUUUUUGCGCUGCUAAAAGCUAUGAAUUUGUUUCAUUUAUACAAAAAAAUAACAUUACAUAGUUGUGAUGUGUCACUUGAGUGUGCUGCUAUUUUAUAAACAUUUGUAUUAUAAUAUAAUUAUUUUACUGCUUAAGAGAUACAUUCAGAAAAACGAAGUAGAUGGUGAUAGAAGAACAUGAAAUGAGUAUUCGACUGGAAAUGUUCUUUGUACAGUUUGACAGUUUGCUUAGAUAGCAUGUCUCCUUUCCCCCUUUUUUUUUAAAUCUAUUUUGCUCUCCUUCUUCAGUCACAUUCUGCAACAGUGGUAUUUCCUAUACCUCAGGAUUACUGGACAAAAUAAAACAUAAACAAAUCCAUCACCUAUACCUCUGCAGUUAGGGAGCCUGGAACGGAGGAGAAAGAUUACAGUGGGGGUGGGAGGGGAACAAAAGCAACGACAAAUUUGCAUUUUUGUGGACUAUUCCCGCUGUUUUAGUGGGGAAACAACUUGCUCAGUGAGAGGGGAAACAGGAAAUAUGCAAGGCUUCCACUUGGACUUAUCCUAUAUUGGAGGGGGGAGGGCAACAACAUUGCAACGUGUUUUUGGGGGGUGUUCAUUCCGUAGAUAGUUCAAGCAUAUUCAUUUCUGUUCAUGUUGGUGCUACAUCUGACUUGUGUGCAAGAGAGGGGAAAAACAGCAUUCCUAUGAUGGCCAAAGUACAGUUCUUGCUUUAUACAACCACAAUCACUCUGAAUGUCAGUAAAUAUGGAUUUUGUAUGUGAGAAAGAUACGUUUUUGGUCUGAAAUAUUGUGUCUGUGCACCAUUGUAACUGCCACAUAAUAAUGGGUAGAGCUACACCUGUCACGUCCAACCAUAAAUAUUCUGAUAUCUGGAAGUUUCAAUGGUGCAGAUUUCCCUUUGAGUUGCCCCCUCCUCCACUAUAACUCAUAUCAUGUACCUCAAAUGUCUGUUGCACAACCUCUGUUCAAUAAACUUCUGCUUUAAAGGGUGUGACACCACAUCAGCUCACUA
Larimichthys crocea (large yellow croaker) is the source of this 5874-nucleotide messenger RNA. RefSeq names its product cyclin D2, a (gene ccnd2a). The record is from RefSeq and is a predicted model, not a curated record. Bases 537 to 1637 code for a protein of 366 amino acids. NCBI's taxonomy places the organism in Eukaryota, Metazoa, Chordata, Actinopteri, Sciaenidae. The transcript has 5 exons.